AUGACCACCCCCAACCCCUCCCUCGCCACCAACCGCGCGCUCCCCAUCCUUGACCACGCCGCGAAGAACCACUAUGGCGUGCCGGCCAUGUGCUGCUACAACGUCGAGGGCAUCCUCGCGACGGUCCGCGCGGCCGAAGCCAAACGCUCCCCAGCCAUGAUCCUCCUCUUCCCCUGGGCCGUGCACUACGCAGACGGGAUCCUCGUGCACGCGGCCGCCGAGGCAGCACGCAGCGCCUCGGUCCCCGUCACCGUGCACAUGGACCACGCGCAGACGCCCGAGAUGAUCCGGCGGGCGGCCGACCUGGGCGGCUUCGACAGCAUCAUGGUGGACAUGUCGCACUACGAGAAGGACGAGAACCUGCGACUGACGCGGGAGCUGGUGGCGUACUGCCACGCGCGCGGGAUCGCGACCGAGGCCGAGCCCGGGCGCAUCGAGGGCGGCGAGGACGGCGUCGCCGACACCGCCGACCUCGAGGGCCUGCUGUCCACCCCGGACGAGAGCAUGGAGUUCGUGGCCACGGGCAUCGACUGGCUGGCGCCCGCGUUCGGCAACGUCCAUGGCGAGUAUGGCCCGCGCGGCAUCCGCCUCGAGUACGACCGGCUGCAGCGCAUCCGGGACCGCGUCGGGGACCGCGUCAGGCUGGUGCUGCAUGGCGCCGACCCGUUUACGACGGACAUCUUUGCCCGCUGCAUCGAGUGCGGCGUGAGCAAGGUCAAUAUCAACAAGGUGCUGAAUAACGAGUAUGUGCGGGUGCAGCGCGAGAAGGCGGGCCGCGUGCCCUUGACGGCGCUGCUGGAGGAGGCGACGGACGCGAUGCAGAAGGCUGUGGAGAGGUGUAUGGAUAUGCUGGGGUCGACGGGCCAGGCGGCCUGA
Messenger RNA from Aspergillus clavatus NRRL 1, 876 nucleotides. Its product is annotated as class II fructose-bisphosphate aldolase. NCBI's taxonomy places the organism in Eukaryota, Fungi, Ascomycota, Eurotiomycetes, Eurotiales, Aspergillaceae. Gene Ontology annotation, biological process: carbohydrate metabolic process. Bases 1 to 876 code for a protein of 291 amino acids. Gene Ontology annotation, molecular function: aldehyde-lyase activity; zinc ion binding. The transcript has a single exon. The record is from RefSeq and is a predicted model, not a curated record.